Molecule: messenger RNA, 1621 nt
Organism: Drosophila erecta
Lineage: Eukaryota; Metazoa; Arthropoda; Insecta; Diptera; Drosophilidae
Product: trypsin-1
Exons: 2
Coding region: 89-1207 (372 amino acids)
Biological process (GO): proteolysis
Molecular function (GO): serine-type endopeptidase activity
Source: RefSeq, a predicted model, not a curated record
GCCAAGCGGCUGGGCGAUCAGUUCGCCGAGAGCCACGCGAGUGAAUCGGUGGUGCCGCUGUGGAGAAAGCCGGAAAAAGUCUAGCGAAAUGAAUCGAGCCUGGUUGUGUCUGCUGCUCUGCCUGGCCUUAAGCUGCGUUCCAAGGCAAUCCGCAGCCGAGGAUCAUGCAUCCAACCAAACGGCAGCGAAUGCGCUGCUGAAGCAAUCGCAGAACACCUUCAUCCAAUGGGUUCUCUCACUUUUGCCACAACGUCCCGGCGGUUCUGACUCGGAAAAUGCCACACUGGCCACCUUGAGCAGCAGCUCCAUGAUGCCGGACGCGGCAUCCACCACGUCGACCACCACACCAGCUCCAUCUUCCAGCACCACUACAACCAGGCGGGCAACCACUCCGGCGCCACCCACCUUGAAUCCGCCAAGGAAUUGCAGCGACUGUGUCUGCGGCAUAGCCAAUAUACAGAAGAGAAUCGUCGGUGGUCAGGAAACGGAGGUUCAUCAGUACCCCUGGGUGGCCAUGUUGCUAUAUGGCGGCAGGUUUUAUUGCGCCGCCUCCCUACUCAACGAUCAAUUCCUCCUGACCGCAUCUCAUUGCGUCAAUGGUUUCCGAAAGGAAAGAAUCUCGGUGAGAUUACUCGAACACGACCGCAAGAUGUCGCACAUGCAGAAGAUCGAUCGCAAGGUGGCCGAGGUGAUCACGCAUCCCAAGUACAAUGCCCGGAACUAUGACAACGAUAUAGCCAUCAUCAAGUUGGACGAGCCGGUGGAGUUCAAUGAGGUGCUCCAUCCCGUCUGCAUGCCAACGCCUGGCAGAAGCUUCAAGGGCGAAAAUGGCAUAGUCACUGGCUGGGGAGCACUCAAAGUUGGCGGACCCACUUCCGAUACACUUCAGGAGGUUCAAGUGCCCAUUUUAUCGCAGGACGAAUGCCGCAAGAGCCGCUAUGGCAAUAAGAUCACGGAUAACAUGUUGUGCGGAGGAUACGACGAGGGUGGCAAGGACUCCUGCCAGGGCGACAGUGGAGGACCUCUGCACAUCGUGGCCAGCGGAACGCGAGAGCAUCAGAUCGCCGGCGUGGUCUCCUGGGGCGAGGGCUGUGCCAAGGCCGGUUAUCCUGGCGUCUAUGCCAGAGUGAAUCGCUAUGGAACCUGGAUCAAGAACCUCACCAAACAGGCUUGCCUCUGCCAGCAGGAGACCAAGAAGAUCAAGUAGCGAUCAAGUAUUUCUGUAUCUAUUCAUAAUGCAAUACUCUUGCUUGGCUGGUAGUGAGUUGCAGAGAUUAAAGGCACAUUUCAGGCUAAGUUUUAAAUUGUAUCAGAAUUGUGUCACCCAUGCAAUGUGAUACUUCUAGUAUCCCCUCAACUUGCAAUAGCACCGCUUGAAAGACAAGUUUUCAUUGCAAAAAGCUUGUUAUUUCCAAAACCACAAGUCCCAUGUACCAAGAAACGAACUAUUUUCGCCGAAAAUAGUUUUCCACUUUCUUGGGAUGUGCUUACAUCCAGAACUUAAAACGAUAUAAUUUUACUCAUUGGCCAACUUUGCAAGAGUAAGUCCGCUUCGGCUUCGUCGAAGAUCCCAUUUUCAAGCUGUUUUAUAUUUAUUGAUUAAAAGAAAAGUUUCCAUAAA